This is a messenger RNA of Eutrema salsugineum, 447 nucleotides long. Its product is annotated as glutathione S-transferase T3-like. NCBI's taxonomy places the organism in Eukaryota, Viridiplantae, Streptophyta, Magnoliopsida, Brassicales, Brassicaceae. The transcript has a single exon. The record is from RefSeq and is a predicted model, not a curated record. Bases 1 to 447 code for a protein of 148 amino acids.
AUGCAACAAACCAUUGCACUCGGUGAGCCAUACCCAGUGUUUGGAACCCAAUGGAGUGAUGCUCCAAGUCCAGGUGAUUCACAAGCCAAAAACCGCACGACCAGGAAGCCAUGGACUCCCACUGAAGAUCUUGUGCUCAUAAGCGCCUGGCUUAAUACAAGCAAGGAUCCAAUCAUUAGCAAUGGGCAAAGGCUUGAUGCAUUCUGGAAAAGGAUAGCCAUCUAUUAUGAGGCGAGUGAUAAGAUCUCUGAUGAAGACAAGAGAGGUCCAACUAACUGUAAGCAGAGAUGGGCCAAGAUAAAUGAGUCUGUGUGUACGUUUGUUGGGUCGUAUGAGGCAGCUUCAGCUCAAAAAACAUCAGGGCAAAAUGAAAAUGAUGUAAUGAAGCUGGCUUUGGACAUCUUUUUCAAUGAUUACAAACACAAGUUCACCAUGAAGCACUGCUAG